Molecule: messenger RNA, 2324 nt
Organism: Megalops cyprinoides (Indo-Pacific tarpon)
Lineage: Eukaryota; Metazoa; Chordata; Actinopteri; Elopiformes; Megalopidae
Product: ATP-sensitive inward rectifier potassium channel 1-like
Exons: 2
Coding region: 111-1229 (372 amino acids)
Biological process (GO): potassium ion import across plasma membrane; regulation of monoatomic ion transmembrane transport
Cellular component (GO): plasma membrane
Molecular function (GO): ATP-activated inward rectifier potassium channel activity
Source: RefSeq, a predicted model, not a curated record
CGACACGCCUUCACCUGUACUACACUGGGGGUGCAACUCCAGUUCUGAUCUUGCAACUUUCCUCCUGUGUCCUGUGUCACUCUGACAAGAGAAACUCCCGCAGCUUGAGAAUGUUCCAGUCCCUUCAGAAGCGCAUCCAGGAGCACCUGGUGGAGAGGCGUAUCCGCCUGUCGCGGCUGGUUACCAAGGAUGGCCGCUGCAACAUCGAGUUCGGGAACGUGCGGUACAGCAACCACUUUGCCUUCCUGGUGGACUUCUGGACGACCUUUGUGGAGAUCCGCUGGCGCUAUGUGGUCUUCACCUUCAUUGCCUCCUUCACAGGCAGCUGGUUCAUCUUUGGCCUGCUUUGGUACUGGAUUGCUAGGAGCAAUGGGGACCUGAGCUGGCAGCAACCCCCUAAAAACCAUACCCGCUGUGUGGACAACGUCAAUGGGCUCACCACUGCCUUCCUGUACUCCCUGGAGACCCAGACCACCAUCGGGUAUGGUGGGCGUGCCUUGACGGAGCACUGUGGGGGAGCCGUCACCCUCCUCAUCAUCCAGUCCCUCCUAGGUGCCAUUAUCAACUGUUUCAUGUGCGGGGUCAUCCUGGCCAAGAUCUCCCUCCCUAAGAAGAGAGCUAAGACCAUAACCUUCAGUGAGACAGCCGUCAUCUGCCCCAAAAGGAACAGCCUGUGUCUGCUAAUACGUGUAGCCAACCUGCGCAAGACCCUGCUGAUCGGAAGCCAGAUCUAUGGCAAGCUGCUGAGGACAACCAUCACACCUGAUGGGGAGACAAUUAUCAUGGACCAGAUCAACAUUGACUUUGUGGUGGACGCUGGCAAGGACAACCUUUUCUUCGUCUGCCCCCUCACCCUUUGCCACGUAAUUGACAAGGCCAGCCCCUUCUUUGAGAUGGCUGUGGAUACCCUCCACCAGCAGGAGUUCGAGUUGGUGGUGUUCCUGGAGGGGACGGCCGAGUCCACCAGCUCCACCUGCCAGGUGCGGACAUCCUUCAUUCCACAGGAGAUCCAGUGGGGCUACAGCUUCCUGCCCAUCAUCUCCCGCACCAAAGAGGGCAAGUACAGGGUAGACUUCUCCAACUUUUCCAAGACCGUGCCCGUGGCCACUGCACAUUGCGCCUACUGCUUCCACAAUGAAAAGGGCCACCAUCACCACACCACGGGCAUAGACAACCAAGGCUUUGAGGUAAUUGACAUCCAUGACCCAACGGAUGGCACCAAGAUGUGAGCCCCUUGUGGCUGGAGGUGGGACUGCCCACUCUGGGGUUGGGACAGCGCUGACUCCAGGAGUUCCAGAACUGAAAGAAUUUACUUGUGGACAUUUCAAAGGUUUUGGGCCAUGUGACAUCAUUAGCGUGACCCACCAGAGAUCCUAAAAUGGUGGACUGUGCCUUGUGGGAGAAAAUAUGGGUACUGCUAUUCGCAGUUACUUAUGAUUAGUACAGGAUUAUGCAAUAGUAUCUAUCGCUCCUGUCUUAAAUAAGACUAAUGUAACAGGCAAUAUUGUUUCAUUGCCUUAGAAUGGGUAGGACAGUGGUUCACACACUAUAUAUAAUGUUCAGAAAUAAUGACAUAAGUCCAAUUCUUGGAAUUUUUCCCAGUUUUUUCACUUGGAAAGGAAUGCUUGUUCAACAAACCACAAAUCUAGCACAGAGAAUGGUGAAACACUUCCUUUGCAAUUAUCGAAAUAUUUUAGCAAGGAUCUUCUCUUAAUUGCUAGUCCAAGUGAAAAGCUGAAUAUAUUGCUUCUGUAACUGAAAAAGAGGAGAAUUUGGACCAAACCUUAGGGUUAGGUCUACAUGUGAUAUACUGUGAAGCAAAGGGUGGGAAAACACAGUCUCAUACUGGUAAAUUCAUCUCAAAAUGACUCAUCGGGCUUGUUUUUGAUGAGGAUGAGAAAGGAAGAACAGCUUCAUUAUUAAUUCAUAGUUGAACAGGAAAAGCCUAGAGGUUACCCAUGAGGGGAUUAUAGUUUAAGUCCUUUUUUAUGAAAUAUUUAAAAGCUGUAGGAGUAAUAAAGGGGUUUAUUAAGGAUUGUUUGUGCAAGCUGUUUGUUUUAAUAGUGUUAUUUUUCCUCUGCAUUCAUUCACACUCAGGAAAUACUAAUGUUCAGAAAAUGAUACUGAAUACAGCUGCACUCAGCCACAACAUGAAGUCAAGCAAUAAUAUGUGAGGAAAAAAUGGUAUAUGAUAAGUUCUUUAUCAAGCAGUUUCGUAUUUAAACUCAGGGGAACACAGUGCUGGCAACAAUAAAGAUGUUUUUCUGAGGUGUGUGAUUUCCUUUGUGUUUUCACAGCUACUUCAUUGCUCCAGGUUCCCCAGA